Saccharomyces kudriavzevii IFO 1802 is the source of this 2043-nucleotide messenger RNA. It is a transcript of the gene VPS5, whose product is annotated as sorting nexin 1. Gene Ontology annotation, biological process: protein retention in Golgi apparatus; retrograde transport, endosome to Golgi. Gene Ontology annotation, molecular function: phosphatidylinositol binding. The transcript has a single exon. NCBI's taxonomy places the organism in Eukaryota, Fungi, Ascomycota, Saccharomycetes, Saccharomycetales, Saccharomycetaceae. The record is from RefSeq and is a predicted model, not a curated record. Bases 1 to 2043 code for a protein of 680 amino acids. Gene Ontology annotation, cellular component: endosome.
AUGGACUACGAGGAAAAUUUAGAGGCUCCCGUCUGGGACGAACUAAACCAUGAAGAAGAUAAUCCUCAGAGUGCCAUUUCAAAUCCAACCGAAUCUGGUGUUCAAUUACCUUUCCAGGAAGGCAAGAGAAAGGAAGAACUUUCAAAGAAGAAAGCUCCACUUAAUAACGAGAUAAAUAUAGAUAUUUCCCCAGAAUGGAAGGAUCCUGGUUUAUCGGUGGCUGGCAAUCCGCUGAUGGAGGAGCAGCAGCAAGGAAGUGAAGAACUCAAAGCAAAUGCUUUGAUCAAUUCUCUAGCUCCUGAACAGGAUUCGAUUGCAGAUAUCAAGAAUAAUGCUUCGCAGUUCCUUGUGACAAAAGACUUUGGUGAUGCAUUAUUUACGGGAAGCGCCAACUCUCCCUUAGUUUUUGAUGAUACAAUAUGCAGCACUAACACUUCUGCGAGCACCAAUUCAAGAAGCAUAUCUGGUAGAAGAUCUGGAAAACCACAAAUUCUUUUUGAUUCUGCCAGAGCUCAAAGAAGCUCCAAGCGUAUUUAUUCUUUGAAAGCGAAGAAGACAAGUAAUUCCAAUGAUGCCACCAAAUUACCAUUUACUGAUCCACUUAAGAAAGCUGAAAAAGAAAAUGAAUUUGUCGAGGAAUCCUUGGAUAAUAAGAAUGAAAGGGGAGAAAUCAAUGAGGGAACGGUUACGGCCUUCGCUAAGAAGAAUAUUCUUGAGCAGGUGGACAAACCUUUAUAUAAUAUCCCUCAAAGGGGAGAAAAUAGUGUAAGUUCUACCAACAUCGAAACAAACUCAAAAAAGGUUGAAGAACUCAAAACAGACUCAAAGUUGCCAUCUACUGAACAUGCAGUGGAUUUCAACGUUGAAGUGACGAAUCCAGUCAAAGUAGGAGAACUAACAUCCAUUCACGUGGAGUAUACUGUAAUAGGAAAAUCACCAUUACUUGAGCUAAAAUAUACACAAGUGAACAGGCGUUAUAGGGAUUUUAGGUGGUUAUAUCGCCAAUUGCAAAACAAUCAUUGGGGUAAAGUGAUACCACCGCCACCAGAGAAGCAGUCAGUAGGUAGUUUCAAACAAGACUUCAUUGAAAAUAGAAGAUUCCAAAUGGAAAGCAUGUUAAAAAAAAUUUGUCAAGAUCCGGCCUUACAAAAGGACCAAGAUUUCCUGCUGUUUUUAACAAGCGAUGACUUCAGUUCAGAAUCCAAAAGAAGAGCAUUUUUAACUGGAUCAGGCGCUAUUAAUGAUAGUAAUGAUUUAUCAGAAAUCCGGAUAAGUGAAAUACAACUGCUAGGCACAGAGGAUGCUGCGGAUGUAUUGAGGAAUGGUGGUAUCGAUGCGGAAUCGCACAAGGGCUUCAUGAAUAUAUCGUUUUCGUCGCUACCCAAAUACAAUGAAAUAGAUGAAUUCUUCACUGAAAAGAAACAAAAAGUGGAUGAAUUGGAAGAUAAUUUGAAAAAAUUAGGCAAAUCCUUGGAAAUGGUUGACACUUCUCGGAACAGUUUAGCCUCAUCAACAGAAGAAUUUUCUGACAUGAUAGAAACCUUAGCAUCUUUGAACGUGAGUGAGCCUAAUUCAGAAUUGUUGAAUAAUUUUGCUGAUGUUCAUAAAAGCAUCAAAAGUUCGCUUGAGAGAAGCUCUUUACAAGAAACAUUGACCAUGGGUGUGAUGCUGGAUGAUUAUAUUAGGUCAUUAGCCAGUGUAAAAGCCAUUUUCAACCAGAGAGCCAAAUUGGGUUAUUUUUUGGUAGUUUUAGAGAAUGAUAUGAAUAAAAAACACUCACAGCUGGGUAAAUUGGGCCAAAAUGUUCAUUCAGAAAAGUUCAUAGAAACGAAAAAGGAAUUUUUAACCAUAGAAAGGCGUUAUAAGCUUACAAAGACACAAUGGCAAGAGAUUGGUGAAAGGAUAAAAGAUGAAUUUCAAAAUUUUUCUAUUGACAAGAUUCGGGAAUUUCGAAACGGCAUGGAAAUAUCACUAGAAGCAGCCAUUGAAUCUCAAAAGGAAUGCAUCGAACUUUGGGAGACGUUCUAUCAAACCAACCUUUAA